Molecule: messenger RNA, 3210 nt
Organism: Metarhizium brunneum ARSEF 3297
Lineage: Eukaryota; Fungi; Ascomycota; Sordariomycetes; Hypocreales; Clavicipitaceae
Biological process (GO): nuclear migration along microtubule; establishment of spindle localization; mitotic spindle orientation checkpoint signaling
Cellular component (GO): cell cortex; mating projection tip; spindle pole body
Source: RefSeq, a predicted model, not a curated record
AUGACCUCCGACAGACCGGGUAGUGGUGUCAUAGCCCACUCUGUCCAUGUGCCCGGCUCUGGUAUCGACGACGAGGAAAUUGCCGUGGCCUUGCAAAGCCAGAAACUCGAAAAUCAGCCACGCGACCGCGUCAAGGAGCAAGACGAGAAUGAGGUCUUCCAGGUCUUGAGCUUUGCUGAUGUCCCUGCCAACAUCUCCGACCUCCCAGCACCACGUGGUCCGUUCCCUGCAUCUACCAUCGGUACUACUACCACUAUUGGUGCCACCAGCGAAGACGAACCGAGCACCAUCCCCAUUCCCUUAGAGACGCCCGCCUUGAGCCGUAGCACCACAAAUAACACGAUUCGCAGCACCAGCAGUGGAAGCUUCACCAGCAGUACAACCAACAACCCUAACAACCCCAACUCCGCGCACGCAUGCGCACCCGGUCCGGCCCAGCCUCACCAUCACCCCCCGACUUCUGCUAUCCGCAAAACUUCUCCAGGUCUUGCUGCGAGACUAAAGGCCCUUGGGUUUGGGACCUUGAAACAGACGCCAUCGGUCCCCACACCACAUCACGACCACAUAGGUCGUCUCGACGAACAACAACUCCGCCAACUGGACGAAAAUCACCAAGCCAACUCUAUCAGCUCGAUUAUUGCUAGGCGCGGUCGGCCUUGGAAAGGCGCAGGCGCCUCCACGUCGGCCCUGCUCAAUUCGACGACUGAGCCCAUCGUUACCGCCGAAUCGCCUCAAUUGCCCGAGAUCAAAACGCCAGAACCUCUGGCCAUGGAUACACAGAAGUACCGCCUGCCGGACCACACCAAUGGCAAUGGCACCAAGGUAACCCUUGAUACACGACGCGAACAUAUCGAGCGUACUACUCUCCCCUCAUCUCCUCCCGAAGCUCUGCCUCCCCCUCCGCCACCGAAAGAUACGCCACCGCCUGUCACGCCUCCCGCCAUCGCGUCUUCGAACGAAUAUGUUGCUGGGCUAGAUUCAUAUUUCACGCCAGGUCAUAACCGACCCGUCUCUAUAUAUACAUUAUCUCGUGCUUCCUUCGCGAACCAACUGGCUCAGUUGACGUCACUUCAACUGCCGGACGCCGAAACCUUGUCCAGCAAAGUUUCAUCUAUCCGAACAGCUCACGUAGCCACCAAGGCCCUCAUCAAUGCCUCCGAGCAAAUACGAAGUUGGAUCUCCAAAGCACAGGAAGUCAUUGGUGGUCUUGAUAGCGAGGACGACGUUGAAUGGGCUGCUGCUGGAGGCCGGGAGGGUCUUGAAGAAGUUGAGAACGCCAUCACCCGUUUUGAAGAUUUAAUCAAUGCCUAUAUUGGUGCCAUUGAGGAGUUGCAAAAACGAAAUGAUAUUUCUCAUGUUCCUUCAGAAGACCUAAACAAGGCAGUUGCACAAAUGGAAUUAAUUGUUGAUGAGUGGGCUCACAUCCGUGCCACCCUGCAAAGUGUCCGGGUCCAAGUUGAGAUUGCAAUGGAGUGGGAAGAGCUGUGGAAUAAUGUCUUGGGAGAUAUUCAGGGAGAGAUGGACGAACUGAGCAGACUGGUUUUUGAAAUGGAGGAACGCCGCCACAAGAGUGUCGUUGCUGCUGCUGGCGGCGAUACUGUCGAUAUUGGCGAUCUCGAGAAUAUUGUCGAGGACACGCCUCCACCUGUUACUCGGCUGCAAGCCCCUAGCCGCUUCGGUCUGCCCUCGGUGCCCAUGAGCCCUGGUUCCCCUGGCACACCCAGUCUUUCUCAGGAUGACUCUAGCCUUUUGGCCCUGUUUGCCAGGAUGCAGCCUCUGCGAGCAUCUCUAGACUUUUUGCCCAUGCGGCUAUCCGUAUUUGAGGCCCGAGCCGAAAAGGCUUUCCCUACAGCAUGCGAGGAGCUCGAAAUGCGUCGCACUGGCCUGGAUGGAAGCUACAAGAAGCUGGAAAAGGAUGCAGAGUCGCUGCGAAAGGAGUUGGGCGAGGACCGUUGGGUUAUCGUCUUUCGUGGAGCUGGCCGUCAAGCACAGAAGAUGCAUGAGUCUGUUCAGCGGUCCUUGCUCAAACUUGGUGAAGCUAUUGAUACCGAAGUACAUUUACAAAGCCCGCCCACUAUGAUGAAGAAAAUCGAAAGCUACGAAGCUAAGAAGACGCACUACGGUCCGGCUAUCGAACGUGUUCUAUCCAUCAUUGAUAAAGGUGUCAAAGACCGUUUGACUGUGAACGGCGAGAUCCUCCGUCUUCACGCUGACAUGCAGACUCGGUGGGAGUCGCUAAAAGCCCAAAUGCAAGAAAUGGAUGCCAUUAUUGACGAUAUUCAAGCAGACAGGAAGAGUCAACAACUGCGAGACUCUGUGUCAAGCAUGCUCUCCUACGACAGGUCGACUGUCGGGAGUGGGCGUGACACACCCGGAAGCUCUCCACCAUCGUCAGCUAUUAUGAAUUCCCUUGGCUUCGAUCCACAAACGCCUCUAACCAGGGGCAAAGGACGUUCCCCAGCCCUCAACAAAAUUUCUCAGUCGACUGGCAGAAGGCACUCAUCUUUGCCCGCUCCUUCAUCCACCCUGAACAGGAAAACAGGCCCCAGGCUAUCAACAAUUGCUAGCUCCUCUGCUGCUACUCCUGCUACCAACUCAAGAACCCCUGGGCGUCCAGGGGCUACUGCUGGCUACAGGCCGCCUUGGAACGGCUCAACUAAUACUUCAGAUAUUGAUACCGGACACCAUUUCCAGCCUCUUAGCUUAACUAUACCGAGUCCUUACACAAAAUCAAGUCCCAGCAACCAGCGAUCGGUAUCCGCUGCCACACCGUCGUCGGCAUCAAGACUCCCAACUCUCAGGGGAGCCUUUUCUAGGUCCGCUUCAGAGUCCCCACAGGUUGACAACACUCCUUCCAGAGGUGGUCAUUCUCGACUAUCAUUCCGUGAGCGACUGACAUCACCUGGGCCUUACUCUCAGCAGACUCUGUCCAGGCCGCGAUUGACUUCACAAAGCUCCAUGUCUACCUUGAAUUCGAAUCGCCGAAUCUCAAUGCAGCCCACUGGCUCUGAAAGUGCUGUGGAAGAGAGUCAGCUGUCCCGUCCAGCAAGCUCCCUAGCCUCUAGCCAUCGGCGAACAAGUUUCUUGCCACACCUCAGACGAGAAAGUAGCACAGGUCGCAAUAGUCCCCAGCUUUUUACUGCCAGUCGCACCUCUACUAAGAAAGGUAUUGCUGAGCCCAAAGAUUCAAAGCCUCGUUGGCGUCACUAA